This is a messenger RNA of Zychaea mexicana, 1196 nucleotides long. RefSeq lists its product as uncharacterized. The transcript has 6 exons. The record is from RefSeq and is a predicted model, not a curated record. NCBI's taxonomy places the organism in Eukaryota, Fungi, Mucoromycota, Mucoromycetes, Mucorales, Lichtheimiaceae. Bases 165 to 1115 code for a protein of 316 amino acids.
UAUUCACGAGCUAACAUUUAUGAGCCAUUAUCGUCGGCUCAAGGAUCCGCUCAACAGUCCCGUCACGCUCGCCAUGUGCAUCGACACGAUCGCCUAUUUUUAUCCACAACUAAAUUACACGCCCCUCGAAAAACGACAAUUGGCCGAAUUCUUUUACGGAUGUGAUGGUGGAGUACGCCGAAGCUCGUCGCCUAGCUACUGUUGCUCUACUGAUAUGUGACGAUCUCGAAGCACAUGAAAGUGGACGCAUGUCUCAAGUUGAGCGUGUUAUGCUCCGUCGGCAUUAUGUAGCCCUUCAUAUAUGGGAAGGAGUUAUCAAUGUUUUCCUAGAGUUGAAGUUUGACUUUUCACGGGUGCCAGCGGUUAGCACGGAGCUUCUCGAGGGUGAAUCAAGUGAGAUUGGGCAAUAUCUGAAUAUGUGGAAUUUGAUGACACAGCUGAUCGGAUCGCCUUAUAUCACGAUAUUGAUGCUGCAAAUCGGUCGCGCAGUCCAUGGACAAUCAUAUGAACUGACCUUGGACAUGAUACUACAAUUUGAACAAAAGGUCCUUGAAUGGUGGGAUAACCUUCCUGACGACUUUCGGAUAUGUGACGAUCCAUUUACACCAGCAGUUGAACAAGUGGUUGACAGCAUUACGUCGUCUGUCGUCUUGGUGCCAUUUGCUAUUCUGCACGCUUUGUCGGCGCUAGUACAAUCGUCGUUAUUAAGGCCACCAAGCGUGAGCCUUCAAAAUUCUGCGACUGAUGAUAUGAUUCGGAUCAUCCAGGAAAAAGCUACUUCAAUCACUCUCAGCUCUACAAAGGCGCUCGUCUACGUCAUGAAGCGAAAUCUUGAAGUUGAUGUUGAAGCUGUACCAUUAUCCAUUGGAUAUAUGUUAGGUACACUGCAUGCAGUUUGCAGUAUUGUAAACAAUUGCACCACGGACGGUGUCCAGCUUCCCGUCGAAGUUUUUGAUCUAUUGUUUCGGUGUUUUACCCAGAUCAAUGCCCUCUUUCCUCCAGGACAUCAAGUUCCAGCCUCAUCAUCUACUCUUGAAGCGUUCAUGGCUGAUUUCAAGAACUUCAAGAACGUUGAUCGGAACAUUCCGUUUCCGACAAUUAAACGGAGGGGUUGACAGCAAGACUUGCUAUUGUGCAACAUCGAUUUACGCCGCGACGAAACAACUCGAAAAACCUGCUUUAAUACAGAUUCUCCA